AUGCGCUUCAUCAUCCCUCUCACCCUCCUCCUCACCUCCCUCGUUCUCGGCGCCCCCACGGCCGACCCCGACACCACGAAUGUCGAGGCUGCUGCGGACGCGGCGGCACCCGCUGACGAGUUCGAUAUCCAGCGGUGCCGUCGCGGAUGCAUCGAGCUGUCCAGCUGUCAGAGAGGACGCUUUGAGAGUGGAGGGAAAAAAGGAGGCGGAGACGAGAAGGUGGAGGUGAUGAUUGAUUGAGGGAGUGAAUGGGAAACUGGUUUGUGUCGUUGGAACUGAGGAAGGAGGAGGUUAUAUCGUUUGUUGAUUAUCAACAAACCAAUCACCCAACUACUGUCAUUCGUUUCCACCUGAACUCAGAGAGAGGAAAUCCACAACUUCGAAGACACUCUUCAACCUUUUUUCUUCUUCCCUUUCCCUAUAGGCUUUGGAUAGCACUUCUGCGCUCCUAAGUAUCCUACAUGAUGAACGAAUUCAUCACACUGAUCACAUCUACGACCACCAUGAGUAUCCCUGCCAUCAAGAACCGCGGACAGAAUAUAGCAAAUAACAUCAAAUGCCGGCGGAGGAUACACGCCC
Aspergillus saccharolyticus JOP 1030-1 is the source of this 579-nucleotide messenger RNA. RefSeq lists its product as uncharacterized. The transcript is spliced from 2 exons. The coding region runs from base 1 to 240 and encodes 79 amino acids. NCBI's taxonomy places the organism in Eukaryota, Fungi, Ascomycota, Eurotiomycetes, Eurotiales, Aspergillaceae. The record is from RefSeq and is a predicted model, not a curated record.